Molecule: messenger RNA, 3122 nt
Organism: Anopheles funestus (African malaria mosquito)
Lineage: Eukaryota; Metazoa; Arthropoda; Insecta; Diptera; Culicidae
Exons: 3
Coding region: 667-2481 (604 amino acids)
Source: RefSeq, a predicted model, not a curated record
AUUGUUAGUACAUAUCUAGUACUUACAGUACUCAAAUUUAGUACUCAUCAUUCCACUUGAGCGUUAUGAACGUCUUAUUUCACUCUGCGCACUGUUAGCCCACAUGAACAUCAGUCAAUUGUUGGCCAUUUGUUUCCCUUUACUUACACCCGCUUUUGGCGGACACUUCACACGCCAACGCCCGACGUUUAGUUGGCUAGGCUAAUGAAUUGCUACCCCCUUUUGUGGAAGGGAAAUUCACCCCUCAAAACGAACCAUUUCCUUUCAUCGUACUGUUUCCUUCCGUUUUGUGCCGUAUCCGCACUAGAUACCACGCAGGCACAGCAGGUGUGAAUUCUUCCUAAAUAGUGUAGUGCAAAAGCGUCACACCCGGCCAUUAAACUGUGUGGCAGGGUGGGAGAGCCUACGUCGUGCCCGGGGUGGGGGUGGACAGUAUGGAUAGGGAUCGGUGUUUGGUGAGGAUCGAAACUAGCCGACAAUUAGCUAAGUUAUAAAAACACUACCCAUCCGGUGCUUCCGAAGCAAUCGCGUCUAGUCCAGUGAGCACGCGCGUUCGGGAGCACGUUUUGGUAAUUUUCCGCAACCGUACUAAGCUGGGGUUUAUUGGUUGCCGCGGGCCGUGCACUUGUUUGGUUGGUUGGUAGUUUAAGAUUAAGUGUUUCCAAUAUGAUGGUACCUAUCCGGAGGCAGUCCAGCUACCGGAGAACUUGCAGCAUUCAUGUAGUGUUGCUAAUGGUUCUUCUGCUGUCAGGAGUGCUUGCUAGCGGAAGUCGUGUAAGAUCCAGAAAGCAUAGAACAUCACGCGGUACUACCGCAGCUGGACGUUGGCAAUCGCGUGCAUCCACCGAUGGCUCCUCCAACACAAUCCACGAUCUCGCUGCAAAGCCUGCACCUUUCUCCAAACCGGCCCAUUCCGCCACAUCCGGUGGGCCAAAGAAACGUUCCUACUACGUCCCUACGGUAACUAACCUGGAGAAUAAUCUGCAUCACUUCAUCAACAACCUCAAGACGGGCAUCGGAUCAUCGAAGCUGGCACAUGCGGUGAAUGGUGUAACGGGCGCCAUUCAGCAGGCUGUCUCCAUGCCCGGCCAUGGACCAAUCAACCUCCUCGGAAGUCACCGACCAGUGGCCGGUAUACACAAUGCCGCCGGUUACUACGCGAACGCUAAUGAGCUACGGUACGGUCAACCGUUCAGUAAGCAAACGGCAAGCCACUUCAAAACGGCACCAUACAGCAAGAAAAGCACCCAAGGUACUAAACGUGGCCGACAUUCGUCGACAUCUUCUCCACCCGGCAAGUACGAUUCCCUGAUGUCCGAUCUUGGCAUUUCGGGUUACAAACAUUUCGAGAAUGCUGUCAUUCGGGAUUUGGAGCGACGCGAAGAGCUUAAGGUGGAAGCCACCAUACACACGCUAUUCCCGGAUGCGGCCGAUGACGAUUGGCGACCGAUUGCUUCAAUCAAGAAAACACCACUCACGGCGGGUGUUGUCCGUGGUACGGCACCGGAACUUUCCGAGUCAAAGAUCGUUCCCUCGUUGGUAGCCGUUCCGACUGAAAAGCGCCCUCUGGAGACGACUGUACGUACGGCGAAACCAAAACCAACCACAGUCUCGGGUGUAAGUUCGGCUGUACGUUACGGAUUGACCAGUACCUCCGUUAGCCCAAAGUCUACGACUGCACCAAACCAGAAGCAUCGCUCCAAGGCAGCUUUGCUGGGGAAGGAAAAACGGACGAAAGAACGUGUGAAAUGUUGGAACUGUGUUACGUCCCCGUCUACCACGGUUUCCACACGUCAACCUUCGUCUGUGACGUAUCCAACCACAGCGAAGCUUCCCGCAGUUAGUACACAGGCACAACGGUUCGGUCCUACGUACGAUGCGACAAUGUUCUACGGCAAUAAUGGUAAAGCACCGGCAGCCGUAGCACAGUCGUACAGCAAUGUGGAGAUCCAGUACAAUCGAACGCACGCUCCACCGUUCGCCGUUAGCACUUGGCCACAGAUUGCUUCUGGUGGACCGGAAGAAGUUAGUACUCAGUCCGCGCCACCCGUUACCACCUAUACCGCACUGUCGGAUAACGCGGCUUCCAGCAUCAGUGGCAACAGUUUGGCAAGCUUCUACGGUGCCGCUGGUCUGAAGAAAAGCCACACGAAAGCACCCAAACCGUACGUACCGGCAGGGGCUUAUCUGGGACAGGGUGAUGCCACGAUUACUUCGACCACCACUCACAAACCGACUGGCGGCUCGCAAGGGACGAAGGGUACGACCAAGAAACGAACGAACCACCAUCGGCCGGAAGGCCCGUCCGCGACCACCAGCCAUCGUCGUGCGGUAGAAAACCACGGCGACAGUGUCGGUGCCGGUACGAGCAAAAAGGAACUGCGGGCGAAGAAAAAGUUCGACGCAAAGUACAGCCGUAACCGGGGCACGAUCAAGUUUAAGGAUGCGCUCAAGAAAAAUCCCGACCAGAUCUACCGAUAGAGUGGACACUCGGGGUGUACCAAGUAUGGCAAAAGGGAAGAAAAAACCGUAACAGUAAUUUGUUUGUCCGUAGCACUUAGUAAUACGCAGAGUUGGUACAGUAUAUUAUUGCGGGCGAUAUUAGUCGCCCCGUUGGAUCGCUAGCAAAGCCGUUUUGACAAGCCGUGCCUUGCACGGCGAUGGCUUUCGUUAUUAUUUAAUUUGUGCACAGCUUCUGUGCACGGCGCGAAUCGCUUAUUUAUACACGGUAAAUUAUGUAAGGCUGUAAACCAAAGUACGAUUGCAAAAAGGAAUGUUUUUUGGUGACGAUCACACGGCGUCUGUGAUUGAAACUCCGUUUUUAUGGUGUUUCUUCUUCAGGAAUGUUAAUAUUAUCAUUUGCGUCGAAUCAUUUCACACCUCAAUCAUAACGCUAGAUGCUUAAAUAAUAAAUAAAAUAUUAAUUUGUAUCGUGGUUUUUAUUUUUAGUGACUUCAGUUGAACAGUUCUCAGUAUUUCUAGCAUUGGUUGUCUCUUCUUCUUGGCUUUAACGACCUUACAGGUCACGCCGGCCAUUUCUGGAUUACUAGACUUAUUUUACCACGUAGCCGGAUAGUCAAUCCUUGCUACGGAGGAACGGUCCGGAUUGGAUUUGAACCCGG